GAGAAACUAAGGUGAUGCUCUGUGGCAAGCGGCCGUGUUCCAGCCGGGGAAACGCUGACUGGACUCGCAGGAGGUGGCCAGAAUGCAAUUUCAGUGGGAUUGGUUAUGUCUGAGUCUCUUGGUAUUAAGCUCAGUAAGUGCAGAAUCUGAAGAUCCAGAAGUUGAAGUGGAAGAUUUUGGCCAGAAUUCAGAAGACACUGAGACAGGCAUAUCCUCCAUGGAGGUUGUAUACAAAACACCAAAGGCUACAGGAGAAGUGUAUUUUACUGAAACCUUUGAUGAUGCAAUAUUGUCUGGGUGGGUUUUAUCUCAAACCAAAAAGGAGGAUACAGAUGAAGAUAUUGCUAAGUAUGAUGGAAGAUGGGAAAUAGAACCAUUAAAAGAAAAUACGGUGCCUGGUGACAGAGGAUUGGUACUGAAAUCAGUAGCAAAACAUCAUGCAAUAUCAACUAUGUUGACAAAGCCAUUUAUUUUUGAUAGUAAGCCACUGAUUGUUCAAUAUGAAGUGAACUUUCAGGAUGGCAUUGAUUGUGGUGGUGCAUAUGUUAAACUUCUAUCCAAAAGUGAUGACUUGAAUCUGGAAUACUUCUAUGAUAAAACAUCAUACACAAUUAUGUUUGGGCCAGAUAAAUGUGGAGAAGACUAUAAAUUACACUUUAUCUUCAGACAUAAACAUCCUAAAACUGGGGAUUAUGAGGAAAAACAUGCCAAGCGCCCUGAUGUAGAUCUGAAAAAAAUUUACACUGACAGGAAGACCCAUCUAUAUACUCUUGUGCUGAAACCUGAUAAUACUUUUGAAGUAUUAAUUGACCAAGCAGUUGUCAGUAAGGGAAGUCUCCUAGAAGACAUGGUUCCACCUGUAAAUCCACCAAAAGAAAUUGAAGAUCCUAAUGAUAAGAAGCCUGAAGACUGGGAUGAGAGAGCUAAAAUACCUGAUCCUGACGCUGUCAAGCCAGAUGACUGGAAUGAAGAUGAACCUCCAAAAAUAGAAGAUCCUGAUGCUGUUAAACCUGAAGGUUGGCUUGAUGAUGAACCUGAAUACAUUCCAGAUCCAAAUGCAGAAAAACCAGAAGAUUGGGAUGAAGAAAUGGAUGGGGAAUGGGAGGCUCCACAGACUCCUAAUCCAAAAUGUGAAACUGCACCUGGUUGUGGAGUAUGGGUACGCCCCAUGAUGAACAAUCCAAACUAUAAAGGAAAAUGGAAGCCACCAAUGAUGGAGAAUCCUAACUAUCAGGGUAUAUGGAGCCCUCAGAAAAUUCCUAAUCCUGAUUAUUUUGAAGACGCUUAUCCUUUUCAGAUGACUACUGUUGAUGCUAUUGGUUUAGAACUUUGGUCUAUGACAUCUGAUAUUUACUUUGAUAACUUCAUAAUAUGUUCAGACAAGGAAGUUGUUGAUCGAUGGGCAGCAGAUGGCUGGGGCUUUAAAAAGUUGAUUGCAAGUGCCAAUGAACCUGGUAUGUUUAGUCAGUUGGUGACUGCUGCAGAAGAACGCCCAUGGCUUUGGAUUAUUUAUAUCUUGACUUUAGCCCUACCUAUAGGAUUGGGCAUAUUGUUCUGCUGGCCAUCCAAGAAAAUGGAUGACAAUAUAGACUACAAAAAAACUGAUUUAGCUAAGCCAAUUACAAAAGGAGAACUAGAACAAGAGAUGCCACAAAAGGAUGAAUUUAAAAAACCAGAUGAAAAUACUGGUGAAGAAGAAUAUGAAGGUGGUGAAGAUGAUGAUUAUGAAGAAGAAAAUGACAUUGCUGAAAGAAGUCAGGAAGAGGAGGGUAAUAAAUCUCACUCCGAAGAGGAUGAGAUGAGAGAAGCAGAUGAAAGCACUGGGUCUGUUGAUGGACCUGCAAAAUCAGUACGUAAACGAAGAGUACGAAAAGACUAACACACUUCCAGCUAGUAUUACUUGUUUCUAGUUACAGAAUGCAGUCAUACUAUUUUGACACUGGCACAGGCAUGCUGAUUAUUGAGUCUUAAACAAAGACUGAAUUCAGUUUAGAUUUUAAGUCUUAUUUUCCAGACCUUGUCAGGUUUUUCAUUUUACUUUUGAAGAAACAUUCCUACUUGUAAAGUUAUCUGGUUCUUUACUCCAUAGAAUACAAGAAAAAUGGUGAUAUGCCUGAUUUACUGUAUAUAUUCUUUGAAGUUAUUUAGGUAAUAAAUAUUGUUUGGAAAUAACUUUGGCUUUAAAAUAUCCUUUUAAAAGCUUAAUGUUUUUUUUCCCCAGCUCUAGUGGAGAUAUAUUGUUUUUAAAUUUUAGAUUAAUUUUAGGUAUAAACAGUUAAAUAAACUCAAACAUGCUUUGAUAGAAUCACUUUGACAAUUUGAGCUGAAUGCAAUAACUGUGUUUGGCUAUUUAUUACAUUUUUAAAAAUUGUAAUAUUUACUUAAGUUUUGUUUCUCGUGUGUGCUUGAUGUUUGUUAUAGUUGCUGCUGUUUUUGUUUUACAGAGUACAUUUUCAUUAAUUUUAAACAAUAAAACAGCAUGUUUCACAUUUAAAUGGAAAAACAUUAACUGUAUUUACAUCAACGGUGUACAGGAGAUUUUUCAUGCUUUUAUAGUUUUAUGUUUCAAGCCAGAUUGGCAUAAUCCAUGUACAAUUUACUUCCUAAGGAUACAUCAACUCCUAAAUAAAAAUCUUUAAUAUAACCUGUUAUGUUUAAAUUGAAACUUAUUAAUGUGUACAUUUUGGAAUCACAUUUUAAAAAAUAAACUACUUGUAAUAUUAACAUUUAAUUUUCUGCUAUGUAUUCAGUAUAAUUCUCAAAAUUCAGUGUGUACUGUAUUGCAAAAUGAAAAAUUGCUAUAAUAGCAUUAGAGCUUCCAGAAAUUAUUGAUUGCACUUUUUCUGCAGAAGUUUCACUUCUGGGUUAUCUUCAGCAAAUGAAUAGAACAAGGAUCUCUUAUCUUUGGGGGCCCACUAGCACAAUUUUAUUUUAAAAAACUAUGUUGCCUCAAGGUUCUUUAUUGUGGAACAGGAUUAUUUUGUAUCUGGAGACUUAAAUCAAGCGAAGGAGCAAGCCGUGGUCAUGUGAUCACAAUUUCCGAUGUUCCCUGCUGGCUCCCCACAAGCAAGUCA
Python bivittatus (Burmese python) is the source of this 3074-nucleotide messenger RNA. It is a transcript of the gene CLGN, whose product is annotated as calmegin. Gene Ontology annotation, biological process: ERAD pathway; protein folding. Gene Ontology annotation, cellular component: endoplasmic reticulum; endoplasmic reticulum membrane. The record is from RefSeq and is a predicted model, not a curated record. Gene Ontology annotation, molecular function: calcium ion binding. Lineage: Eukaryota; Metazoa; Chordata; Lepidosauria; Squamata; Pythonidae.